AUGGCAAGGUUACGUACCGCUCCUGGGACCGGCAUGUCUGUAGAUGAGGGUGGCAUCGGUCUUCCUGCGAUAUGUGCGUUGAUCGCAUGCGAAAGGCUCGGGGAUCGCUCUUUUUCCAAGGAAGUUGCUCAACGCGCGUCGUGUCUCCGACCUCAGCUAUUUGAACAAACGUUGACCACCGUACGAACAGUACUUAAAGAGCAGGAUAACCUUGCUCCUUCCAGAAGUACUCGCUCUGCCCAACGCCCUAUCUCUUAUGACAGUCUGACUAAAAAAUACGGAGCGAACCGUACGGAUCCGAACAUUAUUAAGGACUGUCAGCGUGUAGAGCGUGGGUUAGGAAUUGCACUUGAUGAUACUAGUGGCUGGAAUGAUCGUCGCAUCACGGCAACGAUUUUCUGGUGGUGCUGCGAGGCUCGAGGGAUCCCGAUCGUACCUGAGAAGGAAUACCUAAAGACACAUGAAAUUUCUCAAAAUGAUUGGAAUCUCAUCAAGUUUCAACUUACGCGAUGUAUGCAGGACGAGUAUCAACGAUUGCGUGGCAAAGCUUCAGGUGCCACAAAACUACCCCCACCUCGGCCCGCCAAUGUAAUCAAAAUACGUCGCCGCGGGAUAGCACCCGAUCCGAACGCAUCUGGGGUAACUCCCAAACGCAAGGGAUCUCCCUCGUACGAAAACGAAGAGUACGAAGAAGGAUAUAGUGUUAACCCUCAGUCACGCGACGUGUCCUCACCUGGGCCGCCACUGACCCCUCCACUUGCGGAUUCUUUGCCUCCCGCCUCGCCUCUGACGAAAAGAGCAGGAUCACUAAAGUAUCGACCAGUAUACCCAGAUCGCAGCAUGUAUGGAUUAGAACGUGUCGCUCUGAGGGCUCAGGCCGCUGCUGAUUUUGUGGCGUGGCGCGCGGGGACUUUAGUCAUAGGCGCCCCUUGA
Molecule: messenger RNA, 933 nt
Organism: Rhizoctonia solani
Lineage: Eukaryota; Fungi; Basidiomycota; Agaricomycetes; Cantharellales; Ceratobasidiaceae
Product: Origin recognition complex subunit 6 (ORC6)
Exons: 3
Coding region: 1-933 (310 amino acids)
Biological process (GO): DNA replication
Cellular component (GO): nuclear origin of replication recognition complex
Molecular function (GO): DNA binding
Source: RefSeq, a predicted model, not a curated record